UCCCGUCCUGUAAAGAAAUCUGUGAAUGCAAUGAGGCAUCUGGCUGGGAGCACAAGCAGCAUGGCACAUCCCGGGGAAGCCGCAGCCUGCCGCCCUGCCCUGCUCACUCUGCCUUCCCACAGCUCCGCGGGACUGAGGAUGAGGAUGAUGGGGAUGCUGCUGGGGAGCAGAGUGCAGCCUCAGGACCCAUGAGUUCUUUAUUCCGGAGGACUAUGCAUUAUCCGCAGGGGGGCCAUGGAGAAAAUAGCGUCCGGCGUCUCCCAACUCAGCUGGAGCUCCGUGUCUUUGCCCCUGGACGUGAUCGUCAGUAAAUUCCGGCUUCCCACGCUGCUCAAACUGGGCAAAGGGGAGUAUGUGGACGGGGUGAGGGACGAAGAUGCCAUUUUGAUUCAUUCCUGCCGACAGUGGACGACGGUGACAGCUCACAGCCUCGAGGAGGGACACUACGUCAUAGGGCCAAAAAUCGACAUCCCCCUCCAGUAUCCAGGAAAGUUCAAGCUCCUGGACCAGGACCGGGAUGUGCGAGAGCCAGUGCAGUAUUUCAGCAGCGUCGAGGAGGUGGCCAGCGUCUUCCCUGACCGUGUCUUUGUUAUGGAAGCCAUUACCUUCAGCGUCAAGGUGGUCUCAGGGGAAUUCAGUGAAGACAGUGAGGUUUAUAACUUUACUCUGAACACUGGGGAUGAGCUGACCCUGAUGGGCCAGGCGGAAAUACUCUGUGCCAAGACGGUGAAGGAAAAGUCGCGCUUCAAUACCAUCCUGAAGAAGUUGGGCAAAGCGGGCACGCUGGGCAAGCAAGUGAAGGGAAAGAUGCCGUGUCUGAUCUGCAUGAAUCACCGCACCAAUGAGAGCCUGAGCCUCCCGUUCCAGUGCAAGGGCAGUUUCAGCACUCGCAGCCCCCUAGAGCUACAGAUGCAGGAGGGGGAGCACACUAUCCGGAGCAUCAUCGAGAAGGUGCGCUUACCCGUUAAUGUGGUGGUUCCCACCCGUCCGGCCAGGAACCAUUAUGACCUUCACGUCAUCCGGGAGGGCCACCGCUACAAGUUGGUGAGCAUCAUCUCCAAGACCGUGGUGUUGUGUUGCCUCCUGCGGAAGGAAGAGGUGAAACCCUUCCACUUUCUGCUUCUCACUGACAUGCCCCGCUUCUCUCUCCCGGAGGGACUACUUUGUGGAGACCCUCACUUUGACAAGCUGGUAAGGGAUUGCGCUAAUUUUUGCCAAGAACAUCGCUUCAACCCGGACGACUACUCCAAGGCUGUCCGAGAGACCAAGACAGACUUUGCAGAGGAGUGUGCCAGUCCUAGAAAGAUCAGAGUCUGCCUCCAGGGUUUCUCCGCCGGUUCCAUCAACUACACCCGGGAGGAGCUCAGCCAAGGCCUCCAACGUUUAUCCCUGUGCGUCUACAGCGGAGCCCUCCCAGAGGAGCACAGCGGCCAGGACUGUCAGCACCCAGGCAUGGCUUCUUCUUCAGACUCAGAAGACAGGGAGUACAUGACUCCUGAUUGGGUGGAGCAAGAUUUUAGGACUCAGGAACAAGUGGAGAUCCCAUAUGAAGAACUCUGGACCAAUCAAAACUCUGAGAAUUAUUCUGAACCCAGCAGCAAACCUCUUGGUUUAGAAUGUGGCAACAAGGUCCAGCAGGACCUCAUUUCUUUUGUAACCUCAUCUACGGCCUUAGAGGGGAAAAGCAGUUCACCUACUCCACCAGCCUUAAUUGUUGAUGAAAAAAGGACUGAAUCGCCUCCUCCAGUGCCCCCCAAAUCAGAGGCAGUGAGGGAAGAAUGCCGCCUUCUGAAUGCACCUCCUGUACCCCCCCGUGGAGACAGAACAUUCUCCAAUUCUAGCCCACCGGUCCCACCUCGCUUACCGAAGACCAAGCUGUCAUCAACUCAUUCCCCCAACCCAAGCCUGUCCUAUUACUCCUCUGGCCUCCAUGACAUAUCAGGGACUCGCAGUGGAAGCUGCUCUCCUUCCCCAGACUCCUAUUCGCUGUACUGCUAUCCAUGCACAUGGGGAGACUGCAAGGCUGGGGAUGCGUCCAACCGCCAGAUGUCAGGGACCAUGGCCUCUACUGCCCAGCCCACACAGACCUCCUGGUCAGACUCCUGGGCCUAUGCAGAUACUGGUCCUAGUGUGGCCAGUGGGCGUUCUACUCCAUUGCUAAGCACAGACACUACGAUAAAGACCUACUACAGCUGCCCUCGGCUAAAGCCCCCACAGACUCAAAAACGCUUUGCACCAUUUGGAGCACUCAACCCAUUUGCCAACCCUUCCUUUUCUUCCACUCCCUCAUCCUCUGCGGAUUGGCUGGAUCCCCUCGACCACCAAAAAUCCCCUUCUUCUUCUGCCUCGGAGGCCCUUGACCCAUUUGACAUAAGCCACAGCCAGACCACCUCACCCGAUUCUGUCUCCAUAGGAUCAGAGGUGCGUUUUGUGCCCGACCCCGUUUUUAAAACUGGAGGAACAGCCACAUGUCCACCACCUCCUCCUAGACCUACAAAAGGGUUUGAGACUGAUAAGAUUGUUAUUAGGAGCACAACCCCUCUAUCUCCUACUAUUCUGAGGGGAGCAGAAGGAGGAGUCACAAGAGUGUAUCUUACACAAGGGGUCAUAGAGGUGCCACCAAUGCCCUCUAGGAGCAACAUGGACACCUCAUCUUCUCACACCCCUGGUGUUCCUAGACUCCCUGGGGAUCUUCUGACAUGGAACCCUCCACCUGAUCUGUCUGCUCUGUCAGUGGAAGAAGUUUCCAGAUGCCUGAGGUUUAUCGGCCUCUCGGAGGAUGUUGUGACGUUUUUUGUGCGAGAGCGAAUAGACGGCAGCAUCUUUGUUCAGCUGACGGAGGAAAUCUUGUCCGACGACUUCAAACUGACCAAACUCCAGGUGAAAAAGAUCAUGCAGUUCAUUAAGGGCUGGAGACCCAAGAUAUGACAGAGACACGGACAUAUUUGUGUGUAAAGACUUGAUAACUAUUUCUCCCAAGGGAAUUUUGGGAAACUCUAAACAAUGUUUAUUUUAUAGGAUAUUCCUGUUUUUAACAAAAUGUAGGUCAUUUCCUAGGAAUACAAUAGCACAAUUUGCACAAAAUAUAUCAUUAUAUGGUGAGUCCAUGUAUCAGAUCCCAUAAGGACUUUACAUUAACACUCAACAAAAGUUUUCUGAAAAUGUUUAGUUUGGGGUUUUUUUUUGGCCUCCUGAAUAUAAUAUAUUGAUGUUUUUGUUUCUGAAUAAUUCCUUCUGUCCAAGAAAACUGAUUUAGCCAGACCCGCAGGACUUGCAGUGUGCAACUCUACUAAAAUAUAUUGUGCUCAGACUGAGAUCUGACCAUGAACUAUUAUUUACUAUUAAAAGUCAGAGAAAGCCCUAAAUAUCUUA
This is a messenger RNA of Xenopus tropicalis (tropical clawed frog), 3372 nucleotides long. It is a transcript of the gene garem2, whose product is annotated as GRB2 associated regulator of MAPK1 subtype 2. The record is from RefSeq and is a predicted model, not a curated record. Lineage: Eukaryota; Metazoa; Chordata; Amphibia; Anura; Pipidae. The coding region runs from base 235 to 2928 and encodes 897 amino acids. The transcript has 6 exons.